Messenger RNA from Uloborus diversus, 4482 nucleotides. RefSeq lists its product as uncharacterized. Gene Ontology annotation, biological process: protein phosphorylation; mitotic spindle assembly checkpoint signaling; meiotic sister chromatid cohesion, centromeric. Lineage: Eukaryota; Metazoa; Arthropoda; Arachnida; Araneae; Uloboridae. Gene Ontology annotation, molecular function: ATP binding; protein kinase activity. The transcript has a single exon. The coding region runs from base 4 to 4065 and encodes 1353 amino acids. The record is from RefSeq and is a predicted model, not a curated record.
GUUAUGGCAGAUACAACUGAUGAAUGGGAACUAUCGAAGGAAAAUAUUCAACCAUUAUCAAAAGGACGAAGACAUGAUGUCCUUAAAGAUGCUCUGGCAUCUCAACCAGAUGAUUUAAAGGUACAACAAAGGCAACAGUUUGAAAAGGCUUUGCGUACAUAUGUUGGAGACGAUCCAUUAGGAAUUUGGUACACAUACAUAAAAUGGGUCGAACAAAAUUUUCCAAAAGGAGGAAUUGAGGGACAAAUUGAAUUACUUAUUGAGCGCUGUCUCACAAUAUUGAAAGAUGAAGCUAAAUACCGCAAUGAUGACCGAUUUAUUGAAAUAUGGCUUAAAUUUGCUAAUGACUCUAAUAAGCCGUUAGAGAUUUUUCCACUCAUGCAAAGCAAUGGCAUUGGUUGUAGAUCUGCUAGCUUUUAUAUUGCUUGGGCAUGGGAGCUUGAACAAGUUGGCAAUGACAAAAAAGCUAAUGAAAUAUUAACACUGGGAUUACACAAUAGAGCACAGCCAGUUUCAAAAAUGAAUUCGGCUCUUUUAGAGUUUGAAAGCAGAGUGGCUAAGAGAACGAAGUUGGGAUUAGAGUUGAAUGAUAGAGUAAAAGAUGAGCAUGUUAGGUCUGCAUUUUCUAUUCUCAAACCUCAAAAAAAAGUGCUAGCUCCUAUAUCAAGAGUAGGACAUUCUGUUGUAGAGCCAAACAGAACUAAUAUGACAAUAAAUAGACAGCAGCCUAUGCCAAAAAAUUCAAACACAUCAAAAGUACCUUUUAAAAUAUAUAAUGCUGAAAAUGUACCUGUCAACACUCACGUAAAAUCCGAAAACCCUUCUACUUUCGUUUUACAUUCUGAAAAUUUCAAGGAGAAUGAAAAGAAGGUUUGUAAAUGGAAUAAAGUAAAAGUUAAACAGCAAAUGCCAAGGGUGAGAUUACCUAGCACAAAUGAUACUGAAUUCAAAGUUCAUUGUGAUGAAGAACAACAGAUUGUUGCUGCAUCUAAAGUAAUUCACAAGCCAUCUAAUGUUCUGAGUGCUCGUAAAAGAAAUUAUGAUCCACCUAUAGCCCUAUUUGAACCUCCUGAUCCUAUGAAAAAACCUAUGUAUGAUAAGAGUAAAGUUUAUGGUGGUGCAGAAGAAUUUUCUUUUGAAGAAAUUCGUGCAGCAAAAUGGUUUGCGCAAAAAGAAAAACGAGAUAAAGAACUAAAGUUAGCAGAACAAGAACGGAAAAUUAAACAAUAUGAAGAAAAGGAACAUCAAAUGAAAAAGCAAAUAGAUUAUCUCACAGAGAAACUAAAAUACCUCCAAUCUAAAUUUCUAAAUGACCCAACCAAUGAUUUUUUCAAAAUUAGUAUGAUAAAUUUAUUGCAAGGAAAACCUUCAAGUUCAGAGAGUUAUAGUGAAGCUGCUGAUAAAAUUCAGGAAUUAUACAAUCGAACAUUGAAUUACUGCGCUGAUGAAACACAGAGAAAUUUAGAAGAACUAACUGAAAAUCUAAAACAAAUUUAUUCAGUAUGUAAUACAAAGAAUGCUUGUCACCAAUCAAAUGAUGAUGCAGAAAGUAUUUCUCUUCUCAAUAAUGUGCCUCAAAUAAAUAAGCCAACUACUCCGUACAUAUUUUACCACGAUCCUACAGUAGUAUUAAACCAGCCUAAUACUAACCUACAGGCAGAUGUUAUGCCAAAAAGCAAAGAGAAUUUAAGUAAUAAGGGCCAAGCAACUGUUCCUCAAAUGAAUAAACCUACCACUCCAUACACAUUUUUCCAUGAUCCUUCAGAAAAAUUAAAUCAGCCUAAUACUAACUUGCAGCCAGAUGGUCUGUUAAAAAACAAAGAAAAAGUAGAUAAUAAGUUAAUGGACCAAGCAACUGUCCCUCAAAUGAAUAAGCCAACUACUCCAUACAGAUUUUCCCAUGAUCCACAAGAAAAGUCAAAUCAACCUAUUGGUAAUUUUCAAUCAGAUGUUCAGUCAAAAAACAUGGAAAACUUGAGUAAUGAGUUAGUGGACAAAGCAAUUGUUCCUCAGAUAAAUAAGACUGCUAUUCCAUAUGUAUUCUACCAUGAUCCUGCAGAAAAUAUAAAUCAGUCUAAUUAUAAUCAGCAAUUAAAUGUUCGGCUAAAAGGCAAAGAAAAAUUAAAUGCUAAGCCAAUGAAUAUAAACACUACUCCUCAUAUAGUAGUUUACAAUGAUUCUCAAAAUGUGAUUGAUAAUGCUGUACCUUUGCAAGUUACUUCUGAUGAUAAAACAGUUAAAACCACUGAGGCAAAUGUCAUAGAAGCAUCAUGUCAGGAACUUCGUGAUUUAAAUAACGAUGAUCUUGAAAAUAUUCCACCUAAAGGAUACAUUCAACAUGUUGAAAAUAGAGAACUAGCAGGCAUCUUAGAACCAUCCAAAAAUAUUAUGUUUAUACCUUUAGAAUUACAGAAAAUGGAAGAAGGCUCUGAUACAGAUGAUGAGAUCGAACAGGAAGCUGUAAAACCACAUUUUCCUAAUGAACAAACUCUGGUGCUACCUUGCAAUACUCAGCAUUUUGCAGCAUCAGCUUUUGUUUUUUCAACUCCUUGUGCAACUGCCAAAAGGCAUCCUAGUAUGAUCUAUUCGAAAACAGAAAAUUCCAUGCCUGAAACUGUAAAUUCUGAUCUUCAAAGUCAUGAAAAUUUAGAGAAAAAAGAAAUGGAAAGUGCAGUUCAAAGUGUUCCAUUUAAAAGUGAAAAGAAACGUGUCGAUAAGGAUCGAAGUACUUUUCCUAUGUUGCCAAAUUCUCAUUUGAGUGUAAUAAUGGAAAAUAGUAGAGAAUGCUAUAGUAAAUCAUCUUCAUCAUCCAGUAGCUCAGUUAAUUCAACAAAAAGUAUAAAAUCCGACAAAUAUUAUAGCUACCAAAGCAUGAAUCAGAAGCAUCUUUCCAAACUAGAAACAUUAAAAGAGCCAGAUUCAACUCCAUUAAGUUUAAAAUGUAAUUUUAGUGACAAUAAAAAAGAUGAUAGUUUUCUCCAACGUAAUGAACUCCCUCCUGGGCUUGAGUAUUUUGAAACCAGAGAACUCAUUGACCCUUUUGAUGAACAGUUAAAUAACUAUUUUUUGAAAUUUAUAGACAUUGAAAAUGAAUGCAGUAAUGUGUUUUAUUGCAAGCAAUCAGUCAAUUCUGUUAAAAUAGGAGAAAUAGUUCGAGCAGGUGAUGAAGCUUAUAUGGUUCAAAAUCAUAUUUGUGAUGGUGCAUAUGCAAAAGUUUAUGAAGUUAAAAGUGACAUAGGCAGUUCAAAUUCUCGAGUGGCUAUUAAAGUCUGCAAAAAUGCAAAUGAUUGGGAGCUGUAUAUUUGCAACAAAUUAUGUAAAAGAUUGAAAAGAAGAUCUAGCAUUGAUAUUACAAAUUCAGUUACUCAGAUAAUAUCUGCUGUUAAAUACAAUGACGGUAUUGUUCUUUUUCAAGAAUAUUGCCCUUCAGGAACUUUGCUCGAUGUUGUCAAUAAGCAUCAACCUGAGCACUUUCCUGAGCGUAUUGCUAUGUAUUUCACAUUAGAACUGCUACACAUAGUACAUGAAAUCCAUAAAUGCAAUAUUAUUCAUGGGGACAUAAAGCCAGAUAAUAUUCUUAUUACAAACACUGCCUUCAGCUUAGAAGAUGUGGAACAUAUUUCCAAUAGGACUGUUUCCCUGCGCCUGGCAGAUUUUGGUAGAGGGAGUGAUCUUAAUCUGUUUGAGAAAUUAUUCAAUCAAAAGAUAUGCUUUAAUACUAAGUUGGCUUCGGAAUCAUUUCGCUGUCCGGAAAUGAGAGAUGGCAAACCUUGGGUUUUUCAGCUUGACUGGCAUGGAGUUUUAUGUUGUGUACAUGUGAUGCUAUUCUCUAAGUAUAUGGACAUUAAAAAAAAUGAAGCGGGUAGAUGGACAAUUAAUAGAAAGCUCAAGAGAUAUUGGCAUUUACCACUAUGGGAGCCUCUGUUUGACACAUUGCUAAACUUGCCCUCAUCUUAUGUAGAACCAGACAUAAAACCAUUUACAACUUUAAUUAUGGCAAAGUUGCAGCAGAAUGCUUACAGUUUUACGUGCCAACUACAGAAACUUACAAAAGCAACGAAGUGAUCCUUCAUUUCACUUUCUGAGACAUAAAAUGCAAGAUGAUAAAUAAUCUCUCAACAUACACUGCAGAGUAUAUGUUUUAAUAUUUAAUUUUCUAAACUGUUCUUAUUGAUGAAAUUAGCACAUUUCUUACACUUGAAUGAUUUCUGUUAUUUUUCAUGACUUAGGCUAAGAUUAGGCUAUUUUCUUGCUUAAAAGAUAGCACAAUAUAUUUAUAAGCUUUAAAAAAUACUUUAUUUUCAGUUUUCCUCCCUUAAAAUAAGCUGCUCAAUUUGUGAUUAUAAAAAGUUAGAUGUCUAUGUUAGUGUAGCUUUUUAGAAUUCAUAUUGUGUGAUUUUUUUAUUUUGUAUUUGAAAUGUUGAAUUUUUAGCAAAACACUUUAAAUUUCACUUGAAAAUUUAUUUUUUAUCUGUAAAUAAA